Molecule: messenger RNA, 2214 nt
Organism: Henningerozyma blattae CBS 6284
Lineage: Eukaryota; Fungi; Ascomycota; Saccharomycetes; Saccharomycetales; Saccharomycetaceae
Gene: SEC39
Product: Sec39p
Exons: 1
Coding region: 1-2214 (737 amino acids)
Biological process (GO): retrograde vesicle-mediated transport, Golgi to endoplasmic reticulum
Source: RefSeq, a predicted model, not a curated record
AUGAUAGAAAAACAAUUAUACUUAUUGACAUGCAUAUUUGCUUCGAGAGGUGAUUCUCUUAAUUUAAAGAUUAUCUUGAAGAAUGAAAAGGUCAACGGUGUGAAUUUUGUUGAAAAAUUAAAUAUAGUGUGUGUAUUAUGGCCUGAAUUAGACGAUCCAUCGAAUCUCAAGUUUUUAUUCACAGAUGACGAAGAAAUGACAGAUGAUAGUGAUUUAAUUAGAAGUUAUGAUGGCGAUGAUAUUUAUAGAAAUCCUGCAGAUUUGGUUGUCAAUAUUCUGAAAAAUAAUGAAGAACUAAUAUCAAUUAUUGAAAGUGAUCACAAUUGCCUCAAUGAAAGAUAUGACCAUAUGGUUGAUUAUAUCAAUACAAAGCUGUCAGUAAUUCAAACUUUGAAGGGCUCUUUAGAUGUUUUGAAUACUGAACUAAGUUUAAAAUACACUUGGUUAAAAAAUCGUAUUAUUCUUGUGAAUAACUUUUAUCCAAUGGAUACAAUUUUUAAUAGAACGUUAUGGAGCUUAAAAGUAUUCCGGGAUAAGCCAAUUAAUGAUCAAAGCCAUUCAAUUUUUUUUAAUUGGAUUAAUGGUACAAUUUAUCCAUUAUAUUAUAUUAACCAAAGAUUAAAUAAAACUCUAAAAAUUCAAGAGUUUGAAAAUCUUAAAACUGAGGAUGUAAUUAAUAUGAUUUUAAAUUCGCAAGAAACUCUGAAAAAAGAAACUAUAGUUAAUGAAUUAUUCCCAUACAUUAGGUAUAAUAAUUGCUUCGACUUAUAUUUAGAAUCUUUUUUUAAUUCUGAUAAAAUUCAAAUUAAUAAUUUAAGUGAUUAUCAACGAUUUAAAAGUUUAUUUAUCGAGAUAAAUGAAGAGAUCCGUAGUUUUUUUGGUAAUCUUGAUGAAUUAACAUCCAUCAAUUCUAAAUUCCAAACUAAUUCUUUGGAUAUAAUUCUCAAAAAUAACAAAUGGCUAAUUACGCAAUUUAAAGGUACUAAAGAAAUUAAUGAAUUAAUAAUAAGAAUUGAUCAUAAUAUUGAAGCAAAGAAAUAUGGUAACUGCUUCAAAAUUAAGAAAAUAUUAAGAAUUAUUGAAAAUAUUUUUCAUAAUGACAUAACUUAUACUAUUGAUGAAAUUAAUGAUACAAUAGAGAAUAAUAAUAAAGAACAACAGGUAUCAAAAUUCACUGAAUUCUUGGAAAAUUUAAUGAAAAACGGUUAUAGUUUUAGAAUUGAGAAAUUAAUUACCAAUUCUGAAAAUAUUAAAGACAUUAAAUUUGUAUUUAACAAAUUUGAAACUACAGAGGAAAUUGAAAGAUUAGUAAUUGAUAUUUUAAUGAAUUAUAGGGAAUUUGAUCUCGUUGGGGAUAUUUUAGGUAGCCAUUCUGAUGAAGAUUCUCAAAUUAACGAUAUUGUUAUUAAAUAUUAUUGGAAAACAAUUAAAAAAUUUAAUAAUGAUGGUACAAAGAAAAAUGUAGAAAUGCUUAAUAUUGAAAAAAUAUUAACUAUAUUAAAACACCGCAAAGAAGUCAACGAAUACCAUUAUUUAAGGCAAUUAGUUAAUAAUUGUUAUGAAUUGAGCAAAUACUCAAUUAAACCUAUUGAUAUAAUUCAAUAUAAACAAGAGCCAAUUAAAAUUAUUUCUAAAAUGUUAGAAAAUAACAAUGGCCUUUAUAAGGAAUUUGAGAUUUUUAAUGAAAAAGUUUACAAUAAUCUUCAGAUUGAAAUUACCAAUGAUGAAAGAAUUGAAAUUAUUAAUCUACAAAUUAUUAAUUCCUUAAAGAAUUUUGAUUUUAAUUUUGCAUAUCAAAUGAUCCAAGAUUUAUUUGCAAAUUAUCAAGCGGAAUCAUAUCAGAAAUAUUGGGAAACUAUUUAUUUAUUUGUUAAAUUUACCGAUCCUAAAUGGUUUGACAUCAAUAAUUAUGGUGAUAAUAGCCGUAAUGAGAGUAGUGAUGAAUUACCAAUCAAUAUCAUAAUUACAAAACUAGAAAUCAUUGAAGAAUUAAGUAAUAUUUGCCCAGUUGAGGAAUCCGAAAAAGUUAUUAAUUAUUGGAGUGAAUUAGAAUUGGAACUUGCUACUAGAGAUAUUAUAUAUGAGGCUGAAUAUAUUGAAAAAGAUGAAAAUUCUAUGAACAAUAGCAUGAAUAAGAUUAUAAAUGACAUGUCCAUGACUGUAUCUAGCUUCUUCCCACAUUCAGCUGGUUCUAACACCACUGCCACUACUUAA